AUGGCGAGCAAUGACUUGGAAAAUGGGAACGCUGAAUUAGACCCGCCUCCAGCGUUCCCCGGUCCGGACGAGCCUCCGGAUUCAUCCACUUCGUCUACGACCGCGAGCAAGGAUCCAAGCGAGGAGCUGCCCGGCCUACCGCGACUGAACUAUAAGCUUUUAGAGCACAAGAAGAAACUCUUUUUAGUUGGAGGACUUUUAGUCCUCGAAGGAAGUAUAUUGCCGAUUGUUCUGUUUUAUCCGUUAUGGUACUACACGACGCUGAGACAUGGCAUUCUUUUCGCAAUUAUUACUUCAUUCUUUGGCAUUGUCUCGGGUCUCGAGUUUGCCCAUCGUUCAUGGCGACUGAUCCAAAAAGAUGAUACGUACCGGCCGCUGGACGGCAAGCGCUGGCGCUUUGACUUCACACACACGACACUGUCUAUAGGCUAUACAGUUAUGACGGGAAUUCUAAUCGGCGCAUCCAUUCCCCAUGAACCAUUGGUCCGCCCGCUGGCUAUGCCGUUACCUUUAUUUUUCAUCGAAGUGGGCGCUCUCGCCCUCGCUACGGGUUGGAUGGAAGCCAGGAAUAUGCCCACCACGUGCAAGGUCAGCUCCACUCCAAAAGGAGCGCCGACACCACCUGUGCUAUUGACAUUCAUAGAAGAUGUUGUAGCCGUCGACGGCGGCGCGGGGAAGACGUAUAGACAGAGAAUACUGCGCAGAUAUAAAGUCAGUAAAUAUUUCAGGACGCUGAUUAGGGGCCUGAACUGGUUCUGGGGUGUUGGCUCCAUGAUUAUCGGAGUUGGUUCUUUGGCGGUCGUGUGGACUAUUCCCCAAGAAAUAGCGUACGGCAUAGGUUGGGGAGCACCAUUAGCUUUUACCAUUAUCUGGACAUUCAUCACGAUAAUAUGGACGCGUAGGAGCCUGAGGAUAGAAAAGAAACGUUGGUUAGAUGACUUGCGGCGGAGCAAGCAGGAAAGUGAGAAGCCGUUGGAAUCAUGA
Daldinia vernicosa is the source of this 984-nucleotide messenger RNA. RefSeq lists its product as uncharacterized. NCBI's taxonomy places the organism in Eukaryota, Fungi, Ascomycota, Sordariomycetes, Xylariales, Hypoxylaceae. The record is from RefSeq and is a predicted model, not a curated record. The transcript has 3 exons. The coding region runs from base 1 to 984 and encodes 327 amino acids.